AUGAGGACCAAACCUCUGAACCUACUGCGGACAGCGACACAGUGUUGUCGAUCGGUACCACGACAAACGUCGAUCCGAAUAACGAAAUGUGCCUCCCGGUGGUCGUCGACUUCUGCCUCUACAUCUUCCGACUCGGAACGACAAUGGUCGACGCCGCUGGCGAAGACGCUGGCUGAAGCUAUUACAACGACAGGUCCAAUCUCGGUAGCGGCGUAUAUGCGACAAUGCCUCACUCACCCCGAUGGCGGUUACUACACAAGACAAACAUCGACUGGACAGGAUCAAUUUGGCACAAAGGGUGACUUUGUGACAUCGCCAGAGAUCAGCCAGGUAUUUGGCGAGCUUAUUGGUAUAUGGCUAUACGCAGAGUGGCUUGCCCAAGGAAGGAAAGACAAGGUGCAGAUAAUCGAGGUUGGGCCCGGACGAGGAACGCUAAUGGACGAUGUACUGAGGACCAUAUCUAGUUUCAAGGCUUUCACAAAUAGCAUCGAGGCUAUUUAUCUCAUCGAAGCAUCACCUUACCUACAGAAACAGCAAGCAAAGUUGCUCUCUGACACCGAUGAUCUGAAGAAGAGCGACAUUGGUCUAACCGCACAAUGCAAGUACAUGCCUUCCUGCAGGAUCGAGUGGUGCGAAGACAUCAGGCUGGUGCCAAAAGAGCAUACGGCAGCGCCUUUCAUACUAGCCCACGAGUUCUUUGAUGCACUUCCAAUCCACGUCUUCCAGAAUAUCUCUCAAUCUUCGGUGCCUGCUUCAUCGACCAUCAUCACGCCAACCGGCCCUAUCAAACCCAAGCACGGCGUGACAACCCCCAAGAAUACCUGGCAUGAGCUGGUUGUGUCGCCAACUUCGCCGUACUCGGAUAUGGGCGCAAGUGGCUCUUCGCCAAAGAAAGAGGAUGAAAAAUUGGACUUCGAAUUGACCGUUUCGAAGACACCGACGCCACACUCCUUAUACCUGCCGAAGUUGUCUGAUCGCUACAAGAAGCUAGAGAAUACUCCAGAUGCGAUCAUCGAGAUCUCGCCUGAAUCUUUUGCCUACGUAUCUGACUUCGCUGUACGGAUAGGCGGCAGCGCUCCUAAGCCUAGCAACACCUCAGCAUCCCAUACUCCCUCGAGCAGAAGUGCUCCUGUUGAGGAAAGCUUCGUAAAAGCGCAGCCGUCUGGUGCAGCUUUGAUCUUGGAUUAUGGACCUUUGGAUACUAUCCCAGCGAACACUCUCCGGGGCAUUCGCUCACAUACCACUGUCUCGCCUUUUGCAUCGCCCGGUCUGGUAGAUCUCUCGGCUGAUGUGGACUUUCUCGCCCUUGCAGAUGCAGCUUUAGAUGCUUCUCCGGGUGUUGAGGUUCACGGACCCGUUGAACAGUCUUUCUUUUUAUCGACAAUGGGCAUUAAGGAGCGCGCUGAUCGCUUACUUAAGGCUGCUAAGGAUGAAGAUACGCGAAGACGCUUGGAAACAGGCUGGAAGCGACUUGUCGAUAGAGGGCCAAACGGCAUGGGUAAAACCUACAAAGCUAUGGCUAUCGUGCCCUAUAAGAAGCAAGGCCCAGUCCGACGGCCGAUCGGGUUUGGCGGAGACAUCGUUGGCUGA
Messenger RNA from Alternaria incomplexa, 1590 nucleotides. RefSeq lists its product as uncharacterized. Gene Ontology annotation, cellular component: mitochondrion. The record is from RefSeq and is a predicted model, not a curated record. Gene Ontology annotation, biological process: mitochondrial respiratory chain complex I assembly. Gene Ontology annotation, molecular function: protein-arginine omega-N symmetric methyltransferase activity. The coding region runs from base 1 to 1590 and encodes 529 amino acids. NCBI's taxonomy places the organism in Eukaryota, Fungi, Ascomycota, Dothideomycetes, Pleosporales, Pleosporaceae. The transcript has 4 exons.